AUGGGCGCCGGGACAGCCUCCCGAGGGGCGGCGGCCGCCUCUGUUUUCCUCGGUUUGGUAUCCAGGGACAAUCAGACUAGACAAAUACAAGAUGCUGUUUCAAAUGUGGAAAAACAUUUUGGUGAAUUGUGCCAAAUAUUUGCUGGAUAUGUACGUAAAACUGCCAGACUACGAGACAAAGCAGAUCUUCUAGUAAAUGAAAUAUAUGCAUAUGCAGCCACAGAGACACCAAACUUAAAAGCUGGACUGAAAAACUUUGCAGAUGAAUUUUCCAGACUUCAGGAUUAUCGCCAGGCAGAGGUUGACAGGCUUGAAGCCAAGGUUGUUGAACCUCUGAAAUGUUAUGGGACCAUAGUGAAACUUAAAAGGGAUGACCUUAAAGCAACUUUAACAGCAAAGAACCGAGAAGCCAAGCAACUAUCUCAACUGGAAAAGACACGUCAGCGCAAUCCAUCAGAUCGACACAUUAUUUCACAGGCUGAAAGUGAAUUGCAGAGAGCUUCGCUGGAUGCAACUCGAACAACUCAGCAAUUAGAGGAAACCAUUGAUAAUUUUGAGAAACAAAAAAUAAAGGACAUAAAAAACAUAUUUUCUGAAUUUAUAACUAUUGAAAUGUUAUUCCAUGGGAAAGCUUUAGAGAUCUAUACUGCUGCCUACCAAAAUAUCCAAAAUAUUGAUGGAGACGAAGAUUUACAGGUUUUUCGGAGCUCGCUUUAUCCACCAGACUAUCAAUCUCGCUUAGACAUAGUCCGUGCCAACUCAAAGUCCCCCCUGCAAAGAACUGGCUCCUUAAAAUCUUCGUUGAGGACAGUACAGAUUUCCAGCAGUAUGCUAAGAAAAGAUGAAGAGGAGGAGGAGGAGGAAGAUGAAGAUGAGGAAGAGGAGGAAGAAUCAGAUGCUACUAAGGAAGUGAGAUAA
Molecule: messenger RNA, 918 nt
Organism: Tauraco erythrolophus (red-crested turaco)
Lineage: Eukaryota; Metazoa; Chordata; Aves; Musophagiformes; Musophagidae
Source: RefSeq, a predicted model, not a curated record